ACAGCAUUAUGGCCCUAUGCUCCGUUAGCCAGGCUGUGACCACGCUGUGGCCAGGACUGCAUAUGUGGUAGCACUGUGGUCACUGAUCCCUUUGACUUCAUUGGUGUGUUUAGGGAGAACUGCUGGCAGGGCAGGCACAGAUGGGGACAGCCUUUGUUCAGAGUUGGACAUAAAUCCCUACCCGUGGUGACUUCAGCGUGCCUGCUUCUGCAGCCCAGCCCCUGUCAAGUGUCUUUGCAGUUGUGUGAUCUCGGGCAGUCAGGCUGCCUAGUCAUGCUGCACAAAAAAACCUAUAACACGUUCCAGGCGGGGCCAGCUGCAGUGAGAUCUUUUCUUCGGAGGGGGAAAUCCAGUAAUCCUGAAUGACUGAUAGCCUAAUCUCCACUAGCCCCUGCAGUCCCUGACUGCCACUUGCCCCCGCCCUUCCUCCGCCUUCUUUGCCUUGCGCCUGAGCCCUCUCUCUAGCCUGGAAACCUUACUCCCGCCCCUUUGCAUGGCCCCAGCUUCAGCUCUUUGUCACAGCUCCGCCCAGUUGGGCACACCCUCCAGGAAAGGUUCCUCGGCUCCUUCCCCACUCACUCUGGGUCUAAGCUGACCAAGAUGAACCAUCGAGGAGCCAGAGUCCUUCCAGCUGGGCACUGUUACCCAUCCCUGGGCAUGUGGGCCUCAGAGGCUGGCUGCCUGACGUUUUCUGUGCCACCCUUUAUCAGCAGGAAUCCAGCCAUGGUGAACGAGGCCAGAGGAAGUAGCAGCCCCAACCCCCAAUCCGAGGGCAGCAGCAGUGGCAGCGAGAGCUCCAAGGACAGUUCAAGAUGUUCUACCCCCAGCCUAGACCCGGAGCGGCACGAGAGACUCCGGGAGAAGAUGAGGCGCAGAAUGGACUCUGGUGACAAGUGGUUCUCUCUGGAGUUUUUCCCUCCUCGGACUGCUGAGGGAGCUGUUAACCUCAUCUCGAGGUUUGACCGAAUGGCGGCAGGGGGCCCCCUCUUCGUAGAUGUUACCUGGCACCCAGCUGGAGACCCUGGCUCAGACAAGGAGACCUCCUCCAUGAUGAUUGCCAGCACAGCGGUGAACUACUGUGGCUUGGAAACCAUCCUGCAUAUGACCUGCUGCCAGCAGCGCCAGGAGGACAUCACAGGCCAUCUGCACAGAGCCAAGCAGCUUGGCCUGAAGAACAUAAUGGCACUGAGGGGAGACCCUGUAGGUGACCACUGGGAGGCUGCAGAAGGAGGCUUCAAUUGUGCCACAGACCUGGUGAAGCACAUCCGGAGCGAGUUUGGCGACUACUUUGACAUCUGUGUGGCAGGUUACCCCAGAGGCCACCCCGAGGCAGAGAGCUUUGAGGAUGACCUGAGGCACUUGAAGGAGAAGGUAUCUGCAGGCGCCGACUUCAUCAUCACCCAGCUCUUCUUUGAGGCCAGCACCUUCUUCAGCUUCGUGAAGGCCUGCGAAGAGAUAGGCAUCUCCUGCCCUAUCCUGCCUGGGAUCUUUCCUAUUCAGGGUUACACUUCCCUUCGGCAGCUCGUAAAACUGUCCAAGCUGGAGGUACCACAGAAGAUCAAGGAUGUAAUUGAACCCAUCAAAGACAAUGAUGCUGCCAUCCGCAACUACGGCAUCGAGCUGGCUGUGAGCUUGUGCCGGGAGCUGCUAGACAGUGGCUUGGUGCCAGGCCUCCACUUCUAUACUCUCAACCGGGAGGUGGCCACCAUGGAGGUGCUAAAGCAACUGGGCAUGUGGACUGAGGACCCCAGGCGUCCCCUGCCCUGGGCUGUCAGUGCACAUCCCAAGCGCCGGGAGGAAGAUGUGCGUCCUAUCUUCUGGGCCUCCAGACCAAAAAGCUACAUCUACCGCACACAGGGCUGGGAUGAGUUUCCCAACGGCCGCUGGGGUAAUUCCUCCUCACCAGCCUUUGGGGAGCUGAAGGACUACUACCUCUUCUACCUGAAAAGCAAGUCUCCCCGGGAGGAGCUGCUGAAGAUGUGGGGUGAGGAGCUCACCAGCGAAGAGAGCGUCUUUGAAGUCUUUGAGCAUUACCUCUCAGGAGAGCCAAACCGGCAUGGCCACAGAGUGACAUGCCUGCCCUGGAAUGAUGACCCCCUGGCGGCAGAGACCAGCCUGAUGAAGGAAGAGCUGCUGCGCGUCAACAGGCUUGGCAUCCUCACCAUCAACUCGCAGCCCAACAUCAACGGGAAGCCGUCCUCGGACCCUGUUGUGGGCUGGGGCCCCAGUGGGGGCUAUGUCUUCCAGAAGGCCUACCUCGAAUUCUUCACCUCCCGGGAGACGGCGGAAGCCCUUCUGCAGGUGCUGAGGAAGUAUGAACUGAGGGUCAACUACCACAUCGUGGACGUGAAGGGAGAGAACAUCACGAAUGCCCCUGAGCUGCAGCCCAACGCUGUCACGUGGGGCAUAUUCCCUGGUCGAGAGAUCAUCCAGCCUACUGUGGUGGAUCCCGUCAGCUUCAUGUUCUGGAAGGAUGAGGCCUUUGCUCUGUGGAUCGAGCAGUGGGGUAAGCUCUAUGAGGAGGAAUCCCCGUCCCGCAUGAUCAUCCAGUACAUCCAUGACAACUACUUCCUGGUCAACCUGGUGGACAAUGAGUUCAUGCAAGACAGCUGCCUGUGGCAGGUGGUAGAAGACACAUUUGAGCUGCUCAACAGGCAUACCAUGAAGACAGAGACACAGGCCCCGUGAGCUUCCAUCCCGGCAUCUUCCUCUCUGGAGCCGCCAUCCCUCAUCUCUCCACACGUGAUAAUGGCAGCUAGACUGGCAGGAAGCAUCCAGGCUCUGUGUGGAUCUGAGAUGCCCCAUUUAGGAGGCUGAUGCUCUCUGCUCAAGCCCAAAGCCCAUGUUCUUGUGGUGGCAAGCACCUCCAUCCUCAAAGGGAGGAGACAAGAUUGCAGCCGAGCCAUUUCACCGGGGCAGCCUGUGGGAACCUAUC
Messenger RNA from Acomys russatus (golden spiny mouse), 2935 nucleotides. It is a transcript of the gene Mthfr, whose product is annotated as methylenetetrahydrofolate reductase. NCBI's taxonomy places the organism in Eukaryota, Metazoa, Chordata, Mammalia, Rodentia, Muridae. The transcript has 12 exons. Bases 601 to 2688 code for a protein of 695 amino acids. Gene Ontology annotation, molecular function: methylenetetrahydrofolate reductase [NAD(P)H] activity; FAD binding. Gene Ontology annotation, biological process: tetrahydrofolate interconversion. The record is from RefSeq and is a predicted model, not a curated record. Gene Ontology annotation, cellular component: cytosol.